UAGGAUUUUAUCACGUGACAUUCUUCAAUCAAUGGCAUAUUUCUAGCUAUUUUACAAGGGUAUGAUAUGACACAAUUAGAGACGGAUUGACCGAUUGAACAAAUAGGAAAGGUCAGUGUUUAUGACAUAUUAUAUUGUGUCCAGUGUGCUACGGACAGCUAAAGAGUAGAUCACUCGAGAGAGACUGCCAAAUUAUCGAUCAUCCGCCAUGAAGAUUCGACUCGUACGUUGGUAAAAACGAAACGAGGAAAAAUAAGUUAUGAAUCCUUGUUUACAUUACAACUAAACAAGGCGCCUGACUGUUCAAUUUUGCUUGUUGCUGAAAUCUUGCGCCGAAGGGCGUUUGUAUGUGAAAUGUGGAGUGUUUUUGUUCACUGAUAAAAAUCCGUUGGCUUGUAUUAAAGGAGACAUUUAAAUCAAGUUGCUGAUGCGAUUGAGAUUAGCCUUGGAGAUCGGCUGACACUUCACCAUGGCAAACCAAAACGGGCCCACAGGGACCAAGGUUUUUAAAAAGACAAGCCCAAAUGGAAAGAUAACAACGUACCUGGGAAAACGAGAUUUCAUUGAUCACUUAACUCAUAUAGACCCUAUUGAUGGAAUAGUUCUGGUUGACCCCGAUUAUUUACAAGGAAGGAAAGUGUUCGCCCAUGUGUUGGCAGCAUUUCGUUAUGGACGUGAAGAUUUGGACGUUCUCGGUCUGACUUUUAGAAAAGACCUUUACUUGGCCAAUUUUCAGGUAUACCCCCCAGUGGAGGAUCAAGCUAAACCCCUCACAAAUCUACAGGAGCGGCUCAUCAGGAAAUUAGGAUCCAAUGCCUAUCCUUUCUUCUUUGAGCUUCCUCCCAAUGCCCCAGCCUCUGUCACUCUCCAGCCAGCCCCAGGGGACACAGGCAAGCCCUGUGGAGUAGACUAUGAGUUGAAGACAUAUGUUGCUGACAAUGUCGACGAAAAACCACAUAAAAGGAAUUCAGUUCGCCUGGCGAUAAGAAAGCUGACAUAUGCCCCCGUUGAACCUGCUCCACAGCCCAGCGCUGAAGCCACAAAAGAUUUCAUGAUGAGUCCAGGAAACAUCAAAUUAGAGGCAUCGCUUGACAAGGAAAAAUAUUACCAUGGAGAAAGCAUAGCAGUUAAUGUAUUGGUGGAUAAUAAUACAAAUAAAUCGGUUAAAAAAAUUAAGAUUUCUGUUCGUCAAUUUGCUGAUAUUUGUUUGUUCUCAACUGCACAGUAUAAAUGUGGUGUUGCAGAAAUUGACAGCGAGGAAGGCUUUCCUAUUCAACCUAGUCAGAUAGGGUUUUGCAAAGUAUAUUAUGUGACCCCAUUGUUGUCCAAUAAUAGAGACAAGCGGGGCUUAGCUUUAGAUGGCAAGCUUAAACACGAGGAUACAAACCUGGCCAGUUCAACAAUUAUGACUGAAUCUAGUCAAAAAGAGAACUUAGGAAUUGUUGUUUCCUACAAAGUGAAAGUGAGGCUUAUUCUGGGAUUUGGAUCUGGGGACCUGUGCGUGGAGCUACCUUUUACCUUGACUCAUCCCAAACCAGCAGAAUCCCCUCCCCCCUCCCGUCCCAUCAGUGUGGUCCCCAAAGAGGGGGAUAAUGUGCCGGUGGAUACAGACCUCAUACAGCUUGAUACCAAUGGAGUGGAGCCAGACAAGGAUGAUGACUUUAUUUUUGAAGACUUUGCGAGACUAAGAUUAAAAGGUCAUGAUCCAGAUGACACAGAAGCUUAAGCUGACCUUUGAACCUACAUUUUAAACAAAAAAAAUCUGCCAGAACCGGGUGUUUUUUAUGUGACAUGUCACACAUGCAAAAUGUGUUAAACCUUUCAGGAUAAAUUCAGAAUUUGCAGAACUUUCUUAAAGAUUCUCAGAACACAAAGUGGUAGAAUAACAAGAUAUACUGCAGAAUGAUUUGGGUGUGUUUAUGUGUUGUCAUAGUAACAAAUGUGAAGUUUAUAUAUAUAAAUAUUUUAUUGUCAUGAAAACCUGGUUAAUGCAUUUACUGAAGCCUGUUUUAUAAAAAUCAUACAUUACUGCAGAAAGCAAAAGAGUUAUUUGGUAUAAACACAUCAUCAAGUGACCACUCACACUUUUCGCACAUACUAUACUUUUUGUUAAUGUCAAUGGUUUGAAAAAAAUAACAAUAUUUUAGUCUCCCUCAGCAUUUGUAUUUUUAUGUUUGCAUUUUUAAUUUGACAUUCAAAUGCUAAUUCUGGUGUUUUAGAAAUUUCUUCAGAUAAUUUUAUUGAACACUGAUUUUCCCGAAAAAUACAUAGGGCAUAGACUUCACCAAUCCUGCAGUAUAUAAGCCCCUUUCUACUUUGGUGCUUUUGACCUCAGUUUGUGACGUGAGUGAGUUUUGUGUGUGAGUUUUGAGUGUGUUUGUGUUAGCCAGAUAUUUGUAUAUUGUAGAAGAUUCAGUAUUUGGGUGGCUUAAGAAUGUUUUUAGUAUUAUACAUAUAUUUAUUACAAAAUUAUAUAGCGCUUGUAUUGAAAGGUUUAGAAAAUUGACAUAAUUU
Messenger RNA from Saccostrea cuccullata (small rock oyster), 2514 nucleotides. RefSeq names its product beta-arrestin-1-like. The coding region runs from base 470 to 1726 and encodes 418 amino acids. Lineage: Eukaryota; Metazoa; Mollusca; Bivalvia; Ostreida; Ostreidae. The record is from RefSeq and is a predicted model, not a curated record. Gene Ontology annotation, cellular component: cytoplasm. The transcript is spliced from 13 exons. Gene Ontology annotation, molecular function: G protein-coupled receptor binding. Gene Ontology annotation, biological process: signal transduction; G protein-coupled receptor internalization.